Corythoichthys intestinalis (scribbled pipefish) is the source of this 2223-nucleotide messenger RNA. Its product is annotated as gastrula zinc finger protein XlCGF57.1-like. Gene Ontology annotation, cellular component: nucleus. Gene Ontology annotation, molecular function: DNA-binding transcription factor activity, RNA polymerase II-specific; RNA polymerase II cis-regulatory region sequence-specific DNA binding. The transcript is spliced from 3 exons. NCBI's taxonomy places the organism in Eukaryota, Metazoa, Chordata, Actinopteri, Syngnathiformes, Syngnathidae. The record is from RefSeq and is a predicted model, not a curated record. Bases 145 to 1887 code for a protein of 580 amino acids. Gene Ontology annotation, biological process: regulation of transcription by RNA polymerase II.
CUUUCGGGUCACGUGACGCAACAUCCGUGUCCCCUCGACACACUUGCAGUUCUUAUUUGUUCCCUUCUCCUAACCAAGCGUGCUCCUUCAAAACACUCUCAUCCGUUCCUAACAAAGGACCACAGUAUUGCAGGAGCAAGAGAAAUGUUCCCUGACUCAAAGAUUGCAUCGUGUCCCGCAGACGAUACUGAAUAUCUACACCCUGAAAAACACGACCGCCUCCAUGUGAAACAGGGGUCUGAGUUGGAGAUGCCGUUUAUCAAACAAGAAGCGGAGCCAGUUACCCCCGACAUUAAAGAAGAAGAACAGGAAGAAGAAAUCUUUCCAGUGACCGUCUAUGUGAAGAGCGAAGAAGAUGAAGGACCAAGCGAAGACAGCGGAGCAGUGCAACAAUCAAGCGAGGGCUCAUUUCAGCACCUCACAACAAAAGAAGAGGGAAAAUCGCAACAGGACGACCUCUUGGCUCCGCUCUCGGACAGCGACGACUUUACAUCGCACUCUUCUGACUAUAACUCUGAUGAGGAGGAUGUUGACUUUGGCCAAAAUGCUUGGAAAUCCUUCAACAAAUCAUCAUUGAAAAGAGACACAAAAGAAUGUGAGGGUGGGAAAACUUUUCCCUGCUCACAUUGCGAAAAAAGAUUUUCUCGGAAGACUCAUUUAGAAGUGCAUAAGCGUACACAUACUGCAGAAAAACCUUUUGUCUGCACACGUUGUGGUAAAAGAUUCGCAGUGAAGAAAAGUUUAAAAAGACACGCAAGAACACAUACUGGAGAGAGGCCUUUUGCCUGCUCCGUAUGUGAGAAAACAUUUUAUUUACAGUCAGAGUUGACAAGACACAUGCGUAUACACACCGGAGAAAAGCCUUAUGCCUGCACACUAUGUGACAAAAGAUGUUCUCGGAAGUCUGAUUUAAAAACGCAUAUGCGGACACACACUGGAGAAAAGCCUUUUGCCUGCACGUGUUGUGGUAAAAGAUUCUACGAAAAGACAAGUUUAAACAGACAUGCAAUAACACACAGUGGUGAGAAGCCUUUCGCCUGCAGGCUUUGCGACAAAGGAUUUUAUUGGAAGACUCAUUUAGAAGUGCAUGAGCGUACACACACUGCAGAAAAACCUUUUGUCUGCGCACAUUGUGGUAAAAGAUUCGCCGAGAAGAACAUUUUAAACAGACACACAAGAACACAUACUGGAGAGAAGCCUUUUGCCUGCUCCGUAUGUUUGAGAACAUUUUAUUUACAGUCAGAGUUGACAAGACACAUGCGUAUACACACCGGGGAAAAGCCUUUUGCCUGCACACUGUGUGACAAAAGGUGCUCUCAGAAGUCUGAUUUAAAAAGCCAUAUGCGGACACACACUGGAGAAAAGCCUUUUGCCUGCACGUGUUGUGGUAAAAGAUUCUACAAGAAGACAAAUUUAAACAAACAUGCAAUAACACACAGUGGUGAGAAGCCUUUCGCCUGCACGCUUUGCGACAAAGGAUUUUAUCGGAAGACUCAUUUAGAAGGGCAUAAGCGUACACACACUGGAGAAAAGCCUUUUGUCUGCACAUGUUGUGGUAAAAGAUUUGCCCAGAAGAAAAAUUUAAAUGUACACACAAAAACCCACAAUGGAGAAAAGCCAUUUUCCUGCUCAGUUUGUGGUAAAAGAUUCAAAGACAAGGGAAAUUUAAACAAACAUGCAACAACACACAGUAAUGAGCCUUUCGCCUGCACACUUUGUGAGAAAAGAUUUCGUACGAAGCAUCAGGUGACAAGACACACGCUUACACACACUGGAGAAAAGCCAUUUUCCUGCUCCGUUUGUCAAAAAAGAUUCAGUCAGAAGGGAACUUUAAAUAGACACGUAAGGACACACACUGGAGAGAAAGCUUUGAAUUGCAGUGUUUGACAAGAUAUUCAAAUUCCUGCCACACAUGUACAGUGGAAAUAGCUUUUCAAUUUUCUUUUUCAGUUUCCCUUUGGCCUCUUUUGGAAAAGUUGUUGAAAUUAUUUUGCAGGUCUUGGUCUUUUUCACAACUAUCCAAUAUAUUUUUAAUCAAAUGAUUUGGGUUUAGUUUAGGUGUAGUUUACUUCAUAUCAAACUUGAUCUUCUGCUUUAUAUUAUGACUUUUCUGCAACUUUGACUGACUCAGAUUAAGCUUUUGUCUCCUAUAUUUGUUUCUUUUGUUAACUGUUGUAAGUGACCUUGAGCGUCUUGAAAGGUGCUUUGAAAUAAAACUUAUUA